Molecule: messenger RNA, 4749 nt
Organism: Loxodonta africana (African savanna elephant)
Lineage: Eukaryota; Metazoa; Chordata; Mammalia; Proboscidea; Elephantidae
Gene: RPAP1
Product: RNA polymerase II associated protein 1
Exons: 25
Coding region: 190-4389 (1399 amino acids)
Biological process (GO): transcription by RNA polymerase II
Source: RefSeq, a predicted model, not a curated record
GGCGGCGGAAGCGCGGCUCUUGCGAGGCAAGAUGGCGGCGCCCAUGAGGGCCUAGAGCAAGUAGGUGGUGAUGUUGGAGGCACAGGCUUCAGGGGACCCAGGCGGAGGGCUCAGGGCGAGUGAGAGAGAAUCCCCACCCCGAAGCACUGCUGGGAAGGGUUGCACUGAGGAGGCAGUUGCAGUGACAAGAUGCUGUCGAGACCAAAGCCAGGGGAAUCUGAGGCGGACCUGCUACGCUUCCAGAGUCAGUUUCUGGCAGCUGGUACAGCCCCAGCGGUACGCUUGCUCAAGAAAGGAAGUAGGAGAGGGGGCGAUGCUAACGCUGACCAGCGUCCACGGCAGGAUCAUCGGGACGUGGUGAUGCUGGACAAUCUCCCAGAUUUGCCCCCAGCUCUGGUUCCUGCUCCCCCAAAGAGAGCGAAGCCCAGCGCUGGUUGCCUCCUGCCAGAGGAUGAUGACCCUGAGGAGAGGCUGAACAGGCAUGAUGAGCACAUCACUGCUGUCUUGACUAAGAUUAUUGAACGAGAUACAAGUUCAGAGGCCGUGAAACUGCCUGUGUCCAGCGGUGUUGCUUUCCCCCUUGUUUUCCAUCGCUCACAGGAGAGACAGGGGAAGCCAGCAAUAUCUGGUAAGAGAAGCAUCUUUGCCCAAGAAAUCGCAGCAAGGAGGGUGUCUGAAGCCAGGGUCCCACCAAUUGGGGAAGUUGUACCUCCCUUGGACCCACCAGAGGGUGUUGUGACAUGUGAGGCACCCACUCCUGGGGACCAGGGCCAGCAGCUUCUAGGGAGCACCCACAGCUUCCAGGGACCCCAUCUGGUCACAGGGAAGGGGCUCACAGGCCAGGAGGCUGAGCGGGAAGCCCAGACCAUCCAUGAAGAGAAUGUAGCGAGACUGCAAGCCAUGCCUCCUGAGGAGAUCCUGUGGGAACAGCAGCGCCUGCUUGCUCAGCUUGAUCCUGGCUUGGUUGCCUUCUUAAGAUCUCGCAGCCACACCCAGCAGCAAGCAGGAGAGAAGGCCACAGAGAUGCAGAGGCCAGGAGGACCUUCUACUGAGGUCAUCAAAGAGAAGCCCAUUGUGCCAACUUCUGCCAGUGAGCCCAGGAAGAAAGAUGAACUGGAGCCAGGAACCCCAGGUCCGGCCCUGCCUGUGACCCCCCACAAAGAGUGGCUGCACAUGGACGCUGUUGAGCUGGAGAAGCUCCAAUGGACCCAGGACCUACCACCACUCCGGCAACAGCAGACGCAGGAGAGGAUGCAGGCCCGGUUUGGUCUUCAGGGAGAGUUACUGGCCCACAAUGCGGACCUGCCUACCCACCUGGGCCUGCACCAUCAUGGAGAGGAGGCAGAGAGAGCAGGGUACUCCCUCCAGGAACUGUUCCACCUGACCCGCAGCCAGGUUUCCCAGCAGAGAGCACUAGCACUGCAGGUGUUGGCCCAGGUCAUCAGCAGGGCACAGGCUGGAGAGUUUGGCGGCCAGCUGGUGGGCAGCGUCUUGCACCUCCUUUUGGAUGCUGGUUUCCUUUUCUUGCUACGCUUCUCCCUGGAUGACAGAGUGGACGGGGUCUUGGCAGCUGCUGUGCAGGCACUCCGGGCUCUGCUGGUGGCUCCUGGAGAUGAGGAGCUCCUAGACAGCACCUUCUCGUGGUACCAUGGCGCUUCGGUGUUCCCUCUGAUGCCCAGACAGGAGGAUGAGGAUGACGAAGAUGCGGGUGAAGAGCCCCCAGCAGAAAAGGCAAAAAGGAAGAGUCCUGAGGAAGGAGGCCGGCCUCCACCUGACCUGGCCCGACAUGAUGUCAUCAAGGGGCUCCUGGCCACCAACCUGCUGCCUCGGCUGCGCUAUGUGCUGGAGGUGACCUGCCCAGGACCUGCAGUGGUCCUUGACAUCCUGGCCGUGCUCAUCCGCCUGGCCCGUCAUUCCCUAGAGUCAGCCACAAGGGUCCUGGAGUGCCCUCGGCUGAUAAAGACCGUGGUUCAAGAGUUCCUGCCUACCAGCUGGGCGCCAGUGGGGGUGGGACCUGUCCCCAGUCUGCACGGAGUGCCCUGUUCUGCUGCCAUGAAACUGUUCCGUGUCCUGGCCUCGGCCGGUAGGAAUAUUGCUGCCCGGCUGUUGAGCAGCUUUGAUCUUCGGAGCCGCCUGUGCCGCUUCAUAGCUGAGGCUCCCCAGGAACUGGCCUUGCCCCCAGAGGAAGCUGAGACACUGAGCACUGAGGCCUUCCGUCUGUGGGCUGUGGCUGCAUCCUAUGGCCAGGGCAGUGACCUUUACAGGGAGCUCUACCCAGUGCUGGCGCAGGCACUGCAGGCUGUGCCACAGGAGCUCGGCGCCCCGCCCGCUCGGCCCCUGGCCAUGCAGCGGAUAGCCUCACUGCUCACCCUCCUCACCCAGCUGACCCUGGCAGCCAGCAGCACCGCCCCUGAGCCCAUCAGUGACUGUGCUGAAGCCAGCCUGCCAGGCACCCCUUCCCUGAUCACUUGGACACAGGUGUCUGGGCUCCGGCCCCUUGUGGAGCCAUGUCUAAGACAGACCUUGAAGUUGCUGCCCAGACCUGCAAUGUGGAAUGCUCUGGGCCCAGUGCCCACUGCCUGCCUGCUGUUCCUGGGCGCCUACUACCAGGCCUGGAGCCAGCAACCACGCUUGUGCCCGGGAGAUUGGCUUCAGGACAUGGAGCGGCUGUCGGAGGAGCUGCUACUUCCCCUGCUGAGCCAGCCCACUCUGGGCAACCUGUGCGAGUCCCUUAGGCGCUGCUCCCCUCUCUGCAAUCCACAGUCCUGUGCUCCGGCGCCGGAAGCCCUCCCCAGCCUCGUGUCGCUGGGCUGCGCAGGAGGCCGCCCCCCUCUCAGCCUGGCUGGUGCAGCCUCACCCUUCCCAUUCCUCACUGCCCUCCUCUCUCUUUGUAAUACCCUGUCUCAGAUCCACAAGGGGCUGUGUAGCCAGCUGGCUGCCAUAUUGGCUUCCCCAGGACUCCAGGACUACUUCCUCCAGUGUGUGGCUCCUGUGGCUGCCCCACGGCUCACAGCUUUCUCAGCGUGGGCCCUGCGCCAUGAGUGCCACCUGCAGUACCUGGCACUCUCCCUGGCUCAGAGAGCGGCCGCGCUCCAACCAGUGCCAGCCACCAGUACUGCCCUCCAUCAUGGCGUGGCCUUGGCCUUGCUGAGCUGGCUGCUGCCCGGAAGCGAGCACCUUGCCCAUGAGCUGCUGCUGAGCUGCGUAUUCUGCCCAGAGUUCCUCCCGGAAAGAGCAUCAGGGGGUCUGGAGGCAGCUGACUUCUCGGACCGGCUAUGCCUAGGGAGCCAUGGGGACCCUGGGUGUGGGCGAGGGACUCUGCUAGCUGAGGCCUGCCAGGACCUCCCCAGCAUCCGCAGCUGCUACUUGAUCCACUGCUCACCUGCCCGAGCCAGCCUGCUGGCCUCUCAGGCCUUGUACCGAGGGGAGCUACGGCGACUCCCAGCCCUGCUGCUGCCUCUGCCCAAAGAGCCACUGCUGCCCACUGACUGGCCCUUCCUGCCAUUGAUCCAUCUCUACCACCAGGCCUCAGACAACCCCUCGGGGCGCCCUCCUGCUGACACCAUGGGCACAGCCAUACGGGCCCUGCAGUGGGUUUUAGUUCUGGAGAGCUGGCGCCCCCAGGCCCUCUGGGCUGUGCCCCCUGCCGCCCGUCUGGCACGGCUCAUGUGUGUGUUCCUGGUGGACAGUGAGCUAUUUCGGGAGACCCCAAUACAGCGUUUGGUGGCAGGCCUGCUAGCCCGGCUCUGCCAGCCCCAAGUCCUGCCAAACCUCAACCUGGACUGCUCACUUCCUGGCCUGACAUCUUUCCCUGACCUCUAUGCCAGCUUCCUAGAGCAUUUUGAGGCCGUGUCUUUUGGAGACCACCUCUUUGGGGCUCUGGUCCUCCUUCCCCUGCAGCGUCGGUUCAGUGUGACCCUGCGCCUUGCCCUCUUUGGGGAACACGUGGGAGCCUUGCGAGCUUUGGGCCUGCCUCUGACCCAGCUGCCUGUGGCCCUGGAGUGCUACACCGAGCCUCCGGAAGGCAACCUGGCCCUCCUGCAGCUCUACUUCCGGGCCCUGGUUACUGGGGCACUCUGUCGACGCUGGUGCCCUGUGCUCUAUGCUGUGGCUCUGGCUCAUGUCAACAGCUUCAUCUUCUCCCAGGAUCCAAAGUGCUCAGAUGAGGUGAGGGCUGCCAGCAGGAGCAUGCUGCAGAAAACUUGGCUGCUGGGAGAUGAGUUUCUUUCCUCUUUACAGGGUCUCCGGCAACACAUUCUCCACUAUAAGCUUCCCAAUUCAGCCCUCCCAGAGGGCUUUGAGCUGUACCCUCAGUUGCCCCCUCUGCGCCAGCAGUACCUCCAGAGAGUUAUCUCAGGAGCGCUCCAAACUGGAGUGUCAGAAACCUAGCAAAGCUGCUACGAUUGGAGAGAUGGCUACAUUCUCCUGGGGUUCACCAAGAGACCUGCCCACCUGGCCACACACAGUGGCUUCACGUGGGCAGGAGACAAAGGAGCAGAAGGCUUGCCUUCCUAGGGGCAGGUUGUUUGAGUGUCUUUGGAGCAGAGUGAGCUCUACCAUUAUAUCCUGAUAGCCAGAGUUCAGGAUCUAGGGCCUCUGAGGGUCUGUGGUGGGAAUGAAGGAUGACUUUGCCCUUCACCUCCUCCUUGGGGACAGGACAAACUAAAUACACUUCCCUUUUCUCCCACCCCCAAGUCAGGAUAUGAAUGUUAUUUCUGUGCAUUGAAAUAAAAAAAAAAUUUGUUUUUA